UUGUGCUUUUUAUUUAAGGCUUUCAACAAAGAAGACAGCUCUGUGUUCCACAAACCUCUUGCUCUGGGUCGCAGUGCUCUCUGCGAGCACGCUGAGGAAAGCGAAAUUCAUGUCUGAGGACCAGCCAUCGGGGCAGGAUGGAGAGCUUGGGCCUGCAAGCAGUGACCCUUAGUGACGGGACGACAGCCUACAUCCAGCAGGCUGUCAGAGGUGAAAAGCUGAUUGAAGGGCAAGUCAUUGAACUUGAAGAUGGGACCACAGCUUAUAUCCAUCAGGUGACGAUUCAGAAAGAGUCUGUGACUUUUGAAGACGGUCAGCCAGUGGUGUUGGAAGAUGGCAGUACGGCCUACAUCCACAGCACAGCUAAAGAAAGUUAUGACUCCAGCACCUUCGAGGCCGUCCAGCUGGAGGAUGGUUCCACUGCCUACAUACAUCGUCCUGUCGUCGUGCCACCUGGCAGCACCAUCCUGGAAGUGCCGGCAGGAACUGGGCUGGAGGAGCUGGCUGGGGAGGAGGAAGGUGAUGCCUUUGAUGUGGAGACCAGGAAUGCGUUACAGCAGUACGGCGGCAAGGUGUCUGAAGAGGAGGAGGAGGAGGGAGUGACGGACACCUGCCGUACGAAGAGCGAUGACUCCAGCGACGUCCCUUCCCAGGAUUUGCAGGAGGAGGAAGUGCCCAGCGAGGAGCAGGGGCAGGCGGUCAGCAGCAGAGCUUUCCGUUGUGGGCACCAAGGCUGUGGCCGCCUCUACACCACCGCCCACCAUCUAAAGGUACACGAACGUGCUCACACAGGUGACCGACCGUAUACGUGCAACUUCCCAAGCUGUGGGAAAGCGUUUGCUACAGGGUAUGGGCUGAAGAGCCAUGUGAGAACACAUACUGGUGAGAAACCAUACAAGUGUCCAGAAGAUGUGUGUAGCAAAGCCUUCAAAACCUCCGGAGAUCUCCAGAAACACAUCCGGACGCACACAGGUGAGCGUCCCUUCAAGUGCCCCUUCGUGGGCUGUGGCCGCUCUUUCACCACGUCCAACAUCCGCAAGGUUCACAUCCGAACGCACACGGGCGAGCGGCCGUACAUGUGCCCGGAGCCCGGCUGCGGGAGAGGCUUCACCAGCGCCACCAAUUACAAGAACCACAUGAGAAUCCACACAGGUGAGAGAAGGAGAAG
Leptosomus discolor (cuckoo roller) is the source of this 1168-nucleotide messenger RNA. The record is from RefSeq and is a predicted model, not a curated record. NCBI's taxonomy places the organism in Eukaryota, Metazoa, Chordata, Aves, Leptosomiformes, Leptosomidae.